AUGGCUUGGAAUAUAUAUUGGAUCUCUCUGCUGUUACUGACAGUGUUUUUGGCACAGCAAGUUUCAUCACAAGAUGUAUCAAGCUGUACAGGGAGAUGUGGGGAAGGGUAUAAUAGGAAGCAUGACUGCCAAUGUGAUAGUAGCUGCCUUCUCUACGCGGAGUGCUGCUCAGAUUACCAGAAAGUCUGCGUUGAAGACCUCUCAUGUAAAGGACGUUGCACUGCACACUUUGUAAGAGGGAAACCUUGUGACUGUGACCCUGACUGCCAAAAAUAUGGCAAAUGCUGCGCAGAUUAUGAAGAGGCCUGCCCAGUGGCUACAACUACAGCACCAACAACUACCACCACCACAACCAAGGCUCCAAGGACAACUACCACCACCGUUCUUACAACCAUCACCACAACCAAACCACCAACCACAACACCCAAACCAAAGUCAACAACAAAGCGUUCACCAAAACUUCAGCCCAAACCCAAGCCCAAACCCAAGCCCAAACCCAAGCCCAAACCCCCAAAGAACAAAAAGAAACAAAAGAAAGUAUCUCAUGAAAUUAUGGAAGAACAUUCUGAACAGUCAUCAAUGUCAUCCUCCUCUACCUCAAAAAUUCGGAGAACUAAGGCCUCAGUAAGAAAUACUGGUGAUAAGCGCAAGAAGAAAAAUGGUAAAAAUGAUGAGGAAUUAGAAGAGGAAGAAGAAGAGGAAAAGAAAGCUCGUGAAUCAAAGUCAAAAUUAAAAUCUACAAAAUCCAAAGCAGUGAAAGUGGUCUCAGAAGAGGAUGGUAGUGGGGUAGAGAAUGCAGUGACGACAGCAGUGUUGUUACAACCUGGCCUGUCUGCAUUCGUUGUGUCUCUACCAGCGGUGAUGUUGCGACACCCUGAUGCUGAUGACAAAAAUGAUAGACCUGAAGGAGCUACUACAGUCAUAGAGACAAUAGUAACUGACCCCUUGAGUGAUUUGCCUGCCCCUGGGAAUGAUAAAAAUAACAAACCAGAGAAGACUACUGUAGUCACAGAGACAAUAACAACACAGACUGAUCCAGCUAGUGACUCACCAAGGCCCGUUGAUGAUGAAGAAAUAAGUGACAGGCCAGAAGUGAUCACUACAGUCACAGAGACAAUAAUAACAGAAACAAAUAAAAAAAUUGAUAAACCCACCCCUGAUGUCAAUGACAAAAACAGCAAUCCAGAAGUGACUACUACAGUCACAGAGACAAUAAUAACUGAGACUGAUCCAAUUGGUACUGAUGAAAGUGUUCCUUCCACAGGGAAACCUGAUACCCCAGAAAGCAUAACACAAUCUGAGCCACCAAAAGAUGAGCCUAAUCCCAAUACUGAUGGGAAUGGUGAUAGGCCAAAUGAUACUACAAAAAUAAUAGAGACAACAACCACAAUAACAAACUCACCAAAGAGUACACCAAGUCCUGACCAAAAGGACAAUCCCACUAAAGUCACGGAGACAACCACCACCAUCACAACAGAAUCCAAACCACUAAGUGAUUCCCCUAAUUCUGAUGAAAGUGACAGGCCAGACAGCAUCACUACAGUCACAAAAACAACUACAACUACCACAACAGAAUCAAGUCCUAACACUGAUGACAGUGAUAAAAAUGUCAAGUCAGAAGUCAUCACUAAAGUUACACGGAUAAUUACUACAACUACAACCACCACCACCCAAUCCAAUACAACUGAACAUCCAGAAACAACUACACGUAAUGUUACGACUAAUACAAAAAUUGAUCUUGUUUCAGAUAGAGAACCGACCAAGGAAAAUCCAACUAACAAGAAUACAAAUACUACAGUAACACAGGUGACUACAACUUCCUCGAUAACAUCAAAUCCUGUUGACACCCCAUCCUCUACAGAAGACAAGACUACAGUAUAUACUUCCACUUUGCCUACCACACGUAUACCAACAAGAAGGCGACAGGUGACAUAUUACCCCACUACAACAAACUCUACAGUUACUACAACAAGACUUCCAGAGAGGAUUACCAACAUAACCACAGAAUAUGUUCGGCCAGAUAAGAUUGUCACCCAUCUACUGUACAAAGAUUUACCUGAUGAGAUGAACUUGUGUAACCGGAAGGCUGCAGAUGGGAUUGUCCCUUUACGAAAUGGAUCAUUAGCUGUGUUCAGAGGUCACUAUUACUGGAUCUUAAAUGGAACAAAACCGCCAACACCUGCCCCUCGUAAAAUCACAGAGGUUUGGGGAAUCCCGUCCCCUAUUGACACUGUCUUCUCUAGAUGUAAUUGUGAUGGUAAAACCUUCUUUUUCAAGGAUGCUCGGUACUGGCGCUUCACCAAUGAUGUAAUGGAUGCUGGCUACCCCAAACAAAUUAUAAAAGGAUUUGGAGGACUGAGUGGGAAAAUUACAGGAGCACUUUCUGUGGCUAAACACAGGAACAGACCAGAAUCUGUGUAUUUCUUCAAAAAUGGUGGCAAACUUCAACAAUACACCUACAAACAAGAAGGACCAAAGAAGUGCAAGAAGAAAGUUGUGUCUGUGAACUAUCCAAUGUAUAAACCAAAAACUGUCAUUAGGAGGAGACGACGGCGCUUUGAACGUGCAGUAAGACCCCAGCAUUUUGUCCGCAAUGUCAGGGUCCAACAUUACCCAGUCGUUCAGAUCAGGCAUCAACCAACAGGAAUACUGCAGCCAGAGGUCAAAGUCUCAUCAUACUGGAGAGGAUUUCCAAAAGUGGUAAAUUCUGUAAUUUCAAUUCCUAAUGAUCAGAAGCCAGAUGGAUAUGAUUACUACGCUUUUUCUAAAGAUCAAUAUUACAGCGUGGAUGUGGGCAGCAGAAUAGCAAGACCUGUCACACUGCAGACUGGUCAGUCUGUAUCCAAUGCCUGGUAUAAGUGUCCUGCAGAGUGAUCUAGAGACUCAAAGAGCAGAAAGAAACACUCUUGUGUUUAAC
Molecule: messenger RNA, 2917 nt
Organism: Sceloporus undulatus (fence lizard)
Lineage: Eukaryota; Metazoa; Chordata; Lepidosauria; Squamata; Phrynosomatidae
Gene: PRG4
Product: proteoglycan 4
Exons: 14
Coding region: 1-2874 (957 amino acids)
Biological process (GO): immune response
Molecular function (GO): scavenger receptor activity; polysaccharide binding
Source: RefSeq, a predicted model, not a curated record